UUUCCACUGUUUAAGUUUCUUUUCAGCAUUAUCCUUCCAAUAUAACUUUAGUUUAAAUAAUUUUUAAAACUGUUCAGUCAGAAGUUUUGAUAAAAAAAAGUGUUUGAAUUUCUAAAAUAUUAUCAGAUUGGAUUUAAAUAAUUAAAAGUGAAGAAGAAUUGUUAGAAAAAAUACGUCAAGCUUAAACCGGAUUAAAAUUUCAUUAAUCUUUUAAAAUGAGAAAAAUUUUCUUAAUUUUUCUUGUGGCUUUUGUUUAUAAUGUCAAGGCAUGGCCACAUGUUAGGAGAAGUAGUCCCAUGGAGAUACUUCUACCAAAAAAAAUCCACACACUUUCAGAAUGUAUGCAAGUGACAUCUGAAGAUGGAGUUUUUACAUAUCGAAAAGUUCUUCGAAAAUCUUCAAGAUUUUCUGAUGGUCUUCACUUCAUGGAAGUUGAGCCAAACGAAUCUCAUGUGUGCGGCGUUUACUUCAUAACCGAUCCUGAUAAGGUUGUAGAAAUUGAAAUUGAUUUCAUGGAUGUCAGCUGUGAACUUGGGGGACUUCUCGGGUUUGUUGACGGCUGGGAAUUGAAUGGAGAAUAUUUUCCGGGAAUUCAUGAUCAUGAAUUGAAUCUCGAAAAUCGUAUCGAUGAAUUCUGUGACAAACCUUUUGCGUACAAGAAGAAAAUAAAUCGGAAAAAGAAAUUUAUUUCACAUCAGAAUGCUGCUGUCUUUCAAUAUAAAAUUCCGAUUCAAGGAGCUUUUGCAAUCACCGUACGAUAUCUUCAUAAUCCGAAGCCUUGCAAUAUUAUGGCUGAAGGUGUUGCUCCUUAUUAUCUUCUUCAAAACUAUGGCACAAGUCGAAAUUGUACAGUAACAGCAACAUUUCCGGCUGUUGUGUCCAUUGAAGGAAUUUCUGUUGGAGGCAAUGAAGCAGAUGUCAAUUAUGAUUGCGAUCAACCAAAUGCAUUUGACAAAGUGAUUGUUGGUGGUUCAUCUGGUCUUGAUUCACAUCAUCUUACAAAGGCAACGACAAUCUGCGGUAAAUCCCAAAUCAAAGGUCCAGAACAAGCAAUCUUCUGUGGUGUUACUUCAAUUCGACUCGACUCAAGCGGCAAGUAUAACAAUAAAGUUAUCGUUGCACUUCGCCCAGCUGAUGAAACUGACAUCAGCUUAGCAACAGCUGUUUGUGAUUUGUAAAAUUUUUACUGAGAUUAUUUGAGAGUGAUAAAGAAAAGUGAAAAGAGGCUUAUAACUUUCCUUCAUCGUUCUCACUGUAUCCGUAAUUCACUUUUAACGUAAAACUGUAAAAGAAACAAAGAAAGCUCCCUAAAGCUGUCGAGUCACAAAUACGUGGAAAUUUAUCAUUAAUUGUACAUAAAAACUUCAUUUAUCUCAAAAGCCAUUGAGCUUUGAAUGAAAAAAUAAUCAACUUUAAAAAACAAUUGUGUCAUAAAGAAGAGAUUCAUGGAAAACAAAAAUAAAUUCUUGGAAAUUCACCAAAAAGGAUGAAAGU
Messenger RNA from Clunio marinus, 1494 nucleotides. The record is from the annotation of a GenBank genome assembly. NCBI's taxonomy places the organism in Eukaryota, Metazoa, Arthropoda, Insecta, Diptera, Chironomidae.